AGACUAAGUGGUCUAGUCAGAGCACAAUGACGCAUAUUGGACUGCGGCCACAGACUUUGAUUGCUAGAAACAAAUGCAGGGCCGUCAGUCAUGGGCUUUGAACAGAGAAAGGCGUCGUUAACUGAAAUUAUUAUUUAAAGCUUACUAAUGAAAUGCUACGUUAAUUGCAGAAUGGGGGAAGAUGGCUUGAUACCACGGCUGGGUAAUAUGAAGGCUUUGUUGGGGAUCCUGGCGGGAGCCGGAGCCUCUUACGGCUUAUACAAACUGUUACGCGGAGGAGAUGCGGAGAUCAACAAAGCGAGCCAGAGAAAAAGUAACGCUAACGCCAUGGCCGUACAACCGGGGAGCCUUGUGGCCAAAGUGUCUGGUUUUAAUGUUGUUAGUAAGACUGACAGUGGGAAUCUGACCACAGAAAUGGCAUCAAGCGAAAUUCUCUCAAAAUCCCCUGGUAGUCUGGAGCCCCGGCACCUCAGCAUGCUUCUCUCUCUUCUGCAGAGCAGUCCCAGCCCAGCAGAGAGGAGGGAAGUCCUCAUCACUUUAGGGAACGCUGCUGCUUUUACAGUGAACCAGGACCUUCUCCGGGAAUUUGGAGGCCUUCACAUCAUAGCAGGUUUCCUCUCUGACCCUUCACCUGACGUUAGAGUGCAGACUCUGAAUGCCCUGAAUAAUCUGAGUAUGAAUAUCCGAAAUCAAGAGCAGCUAAAGAUAUACGUUCCAUCAGUGGUGCAGUUGAUCGAGAUGUCCCCUGUGAACUCGGACCUUCAGCUGGCGGCACUGAGGCUGCUGACUAAUUUGACAGUGACGGAUAACCAUCAGCAUUUAAUGAAGAACUCCAUCACGCUCCUCUUGUCACUACUUGUAGUCAGCAGUGAGGUCCUACAGAUCCAGGUUUUGAAGGUUCUUGUGAAUUUAUCAUCCAAUCCAGACAUAAUGGAUGACAUAGUACAAGCCCAGGCACCAGCCUCCCUCGUGCUCCUCUUUGACGGCUGCACCAGCACAGAUGUACUUCUUCGCCUGCUGUUCUUUGUGGGGAACCUGCGGGCCUGGAGGCCGUCUGCACAGGUGGCUGAAGCUCUGAGGAGGCAACAGGACUCUCUUUAUUGUGUGCUGCUGGACAGCUCCUCUCAGUUCCACAGCAGGCUCCCCCUGCUACUAUCUCAUCCAGACGAGGAGAUUAAAGCUCAGGUGGCACGGCUCCUCACCUAGCCUCUAAACCUGGCUUCACUCUGCCUUUAACUGCCACAACCUCGCUGUAUCUUAUGAAGUCUGUUGCCUGGCCAGUGCACUUAGAAAUACACCUUGUACUGGUGUUCAAGGGGAAUGCCUCUCAUAAAUCAAUAUUUCAUGCUAUCAUUGGAUAUGUUAUGAAGGGUAGCAAAUUUUCAAUCAAACAGUGAACAACAAAUAAUAGGUCUGUGCAAAAACAUUGAAUUUUUGGAAGAUUUCUCUGAUAAACACAAUUGUGUAGCUUUAGCAUUGGGUAGCAAAAUGCUUUCUUUACAUCUGAGAGGUUUCAUGAAUUUCUUUCUCUCCUUUGUGCCUGUAUCCCUCCUGGAAGGUAGCAGAGGGACUAGAUGGGACAGGGAAAAGAAAUAGGAAACAAGAUUCGUCAGGCUGUUUUUACAGCGAGUGGUGUUUGCCAAGCAAAUUCCUCUUGGGAGUUUUGCUUUUGCCUUGUCUAAGGCUCGUGAUCUCACUGCCAAACCCUUUUAUAGCCAAGUCAAUGAAUGUUUCACUCUAGAUGAAUUUCACACAAAGUGCUUCCUAUACCUUCUCAGUCUGAAGAAAUGACUGUAAUUUCUGGUUGCGGACAUUCUUGCAUUGCCUGUGAAAUUUAUAAGCGUUAAAAGAAAUGGACAACAGAUGCAUGAAGUAAAGGGUGCCAUUUUUUCAGCUGUUUCAGCUCUCCAGUUCUGUAUGAGAUCUGCAUGUUCUGAGAAGUGUUUGGGAUGUAACCUGAAUCUGUUAAGUGUAGUGUGUCAUUAAAGGGGCUGUUUUUUUUUUUUUUUUUUAAUCUGGAUCCCAGAUAGCAUUGUCGGUGUCAGCAUUGUGAAAAUAUGUAUGUAUUAUACUUAUCAGUACUUUGCCACACUUGCUGUGAUUGCGUGGAAAUUACAUUUUAAAGUACAGUGUCAUCGCCACUGUUGAUGAUUGAUGCUCACCAGAGACAAACUGCUUGGUUUCAGAGGAAAAAACAACUAUCACAUAGGUUUAAUAUCGGCUUUGGACUGAUUUAUUGCUUUUGGAAUGCUUGUUGCAUAGGUUUAUUUUAAUUUAUUUGUAUUGAAAUUUGAAAUAAAUGAUUUAUUUUGAGUGGA
This is a messenger RNA of Pygocentrus nattereri (red-bellied piranha), 2318 nucleotides long. It is a transcript of the gene armc10, whose product is annotated as armadillo repeat containing 10. Bases 148 to 1206 code for a protein of 352 amino acids. Lineage: Eukaryota; Metazoa; Chordata; Actinopteri; Characiformes; Serrasalmidae. Gene Ontology annotation, cellular component: mitochondrion. The transcript is spliced from 6 exons. The record is from RefSeq and is a predicted model, not a curated record.